UGUCACCUCCUCAAGCAGCACCAUCACAGCCGAGAUGCUGCAGAACAUCAUGGAUGGUACGCACAUGGACGGGAUCACUGCCGGUGUCACUGCCCAUAUGCAUUCUCUCGUGUGUUGCCCUCCCUCCGCCGUCAGACAACCGUUGCUCGAUGAAGCUUCUGCGGCAGCAGUAUGACAAGCGCAUCGAGGAGUUUCAAGCACAAAGAGAUGACUACAAGAGAGAGAGGGACGCCUACCGACGUGAGCGAGACGCCGCCCUGCACAAGCUCAGAGAACUCGAGGCCAAGAUGGCUGCCGAGCAGGCCGUCCGUGUGAGCCGCACGGUCGUCCCUGAGGGCGCUGUCUAUCACGGAACCAUGCGUCGCAUCGCCGGUAUCGAGGUGGCGCACGGCAAGGGCAAGGAGAUCAGCCACGGCAGAAUUGUCUAUGACGGCGAUUUUGUGGACGGCAAGCGGCACGGCCAGGGCGAGGAGUUCGCCAGCCGCAAGUCGAUCUACAAGGGCGGCUGGGCAGAUGGCGAAAGGGAUGGCGCUGGUGUGGCGACGGGCAUCUUCUGGGAGCAGGGCUGCAAAUAUCACGGGCCAACGCGCGACGGCAAACCACACGGAGAGGGAGAGCUGCGAGACGGCGAUAAGGUGAUCUAUAAGGGCGGCUACAAGGACGGCAAGCGGCACGGCCGUGGGACAGAGCUCACCCGUGACGGCCGAGUGCUCUACGAGGGCGAGUGGGCCAACGGUGACAGGACCAAUAAGGGAGAAGGGAAGGUGGGCAGCAUGGAGCUGAAGGACGACAAGAGAAAGCGGCUCGGUUACUACUUCGGCGAGACACUCGACGCGGCCUGCCAGAUGGCGAGGGAGAGCUGCGAAACUACUGCGACCGAGUCGUCUACAGCGGCGAGUGGAAGAACGGCAAGCGGCAUGGCGAAGGAAAGGAAUUCGGCCCAAGAUAUGAAGGCGAGUGGGCGGAUGGCAAGCGGCACGGCCAGGGGAAGGCAUACUACGACUGGUGUGGUCCUGUGGUGUGGUUCGAUGGCGAAUGGCGAGAGGGCCUGGCCCACAUUGGCACCCUCUUCCUUGACGGCGACUGCUAUGCAGCGAAGAAGGCCGACGGCAUCCCUCGGUGUCCCAUCACGCCCAUUCGAUGGCAGGCCGGACAGAAGAUACCCAACAUCAACCUCGUGCCUGGCGGCGGAUGGAAGCUGCAUCAGUUGCUGCAGGAUCGGGGUGUGUCGGAGUAUUUCCCUGCUGGUGCACUGUGAUAGCGAGUCUGUCUCUUGUGGCUGUCUGACUGUGUGUGAUAUCAAUCCGUGGAUCUCUGUGUGAUUGAUUGCGUGAUUGAGGGAGCGACUGCUGUUUUUUGCGCUUCCUGCUGUCUAUCUUGGCUGGCUGGCUGGCUGGCCAGUGUGUCUCAAACAGACACACAGAGAGACAGACAGAC
This is a messenger RNA of Vitrella brassicaformis, 1437 nucleotides long. The record is from the annotation of a GenBank genome assembly. Lineage: Eukaryota; Vitrellaceae.